UUGUGAAAAUUUUAGACAAUACAAAUUGGAAAGAAAUUGGCGUUAGUUAAUUGGAAAGUCAUUAUUAGUGUAUGCUAAAAAUAUUGUAAAAACUUAAAGAAAACGUCCGAGAAACUAUACCAACGUUUCAAGACAAACUUGUUUAGUUAUGGUUAAGAAGAAACGUCAAUCUGAUGUACAUGAUGACGGUUCAUCGACUGAUUCAUCCGAAGGUGCGCUGCAGAGCCCUACAUCCGGCAUUGGAGUUUGUCAGCAUGUGAAAAAAUCUGUUGAUCCAACAAAGUUGCGCAAAAUACUAAAAGCAAGUGGUCUGGCUGCGGACUGCAUGCAAUGCUCCAAACAGGGCGCUACUUCACCUGCUGAGGAAGUUAAGGAGUCAAUUCUGGACGAUUCGCUAGCCGGUUUCGAGUAUGACACCACACUUUGGUUAUGUCUGAAGUGUGGUUCCCAGCUUUGUGGACGGUCAAGAAAUCAGCACGCUUUACAGCAUUACAAAACACCUCACUCUGAUUCACAUGCGCUCACUAUGAACACGCGUACGUUUGAAAUAUGGUGUUACGAUUGCGAUAACGAAGUUAAAUCCAAUUCUCGUAAAAAUCUAUUGGAGUGUGUUGAAAUGGUAAAAAAAGCUGCCCAAAAACCAAUACCCAUUGCAUCACCCGCGAAAAGCACACCACUUAAUAACAUAGAAGGAAAAAUACUAUCGACUUGGGAAUCUUUACAUCCAUUAGUUGAGACUCAAGCAGUGAGUGUAACAAAUAAGCCAAUACCGCUACCACCACCACCACCGCCGCCCAUACCAGGUAUGGCUAAGCGAAUAACAGAUCCAGCCGUGGUAUCUGCACCCGUAGUUACCAAUAAACAAGCCAACACAUACGACCUGCAAUCAGUAGAAACACUGCCGCGUGUGCGUGGCUUAACAAAUCUGGGCAAUACAUGUUUCUUUAAUGCAGUUAUGCAAUGUUUGGCUCAAACACCCUAUCUGCUAGAUGUGCUCAAAGAGCUAUCAGAGCCCGGCGAAGAAUUCACUUUACCAGGCGGUACUUUUAAAUUCAAAGACGACGAAGAUGUGCACUUGCCAAUGAUCAAAGGUACCUUGUCAUCGUGGGGUGGACUUACAGCGGCACUGGCGCAGGCUUUGGAAGAGUUGCAAUCAAGCGGCGGUGUUUUUACGCCCAGCAAGCUCUUCGAUAAGCUUUGCACAAAAUGCCCACAGUUUCGUGGCGGCGAUCAACAUGAUUCCCAUGAAUUACUACGCCAUUUACUGGAGAGCGUCAGAUCUGAGGACUUAAAGCGUUACCAGCGUGUAAUUUUGACCAAUUUGGGUUACAAGGAUCAGGAUAUAAACAGUGUGUCUGAGGAAAUGCGCCAGAAAUGUAAAAUAUAUGGCAAUCAAGCAGCUGAUCGUAUACUUCGACCCGAGCAAGUUUUCCGCGGCUUUUUAGUGUCCACGCUUACUUGCCAAGAUUGCUAUAAUGUGUCCUCACGGCAUGAGUACUUCUUAGACAUGUCAUUGCCGGUUAGCGUUGAAAAGCCACAGCCACCAUUCAGACGUAAAACCAGCCCUGAUAAUUCGCCAAGCGCAAGCUCAUUUUACUUAAACACACCGCCUGCUGGACCCUCCAAAGCGCAAUUGAAAAAGGAAAAAGAGAAGGAGCGCAAAGCAAAACGCGCCGCUAAACAUCACGAAAACAAAUUGAAACAGAAGGCAAUAUUCGAGAAUGUGGCUAGCGGCGCUAACGAAGUUGUGGAAACAGCGGCUUUCGAAAUGGAAUGCAUUAGACGUGUGAACGGCGCGGCAUUUUCCUCUUCCGGAUCUUCUUCUGAACAAUCCGAUGCUGACGUUGAAGACAACCUGCUCGAUGACAACGCGGCCACGAAAUCAACGCGAACUACAGGCGCAAACAGUUACGACAGCAACGGUAACAAGCAGUUACCGCGCACUGGCAAAUCAGAGAAACGCGACGACUCACCCGAGAAUAUGGACAAAGACUCACUAGAUGAAGACGAAAACGWUUCAGGCAUCGCCAAUAGUCCCGCUAAUGCAGGCACCAACUUUUUAUCCUCUUCCGAAACGAAUGGCGGUGCCGUUAGUGGUGAUGCGCACAGCGUAACUGCAAACAAUAGUUUGGUAGCGGUUGGUCUCAGCGAAAAAGGUGCCACGAUGAUGCGACAACUCUCCCUUACCGAUGCAGCCAGUGCAGCCAAUGCGGCCAGCGCGGCAGGCAUUUUUGUGAAUGGCGAAAUGAAAGACGAAGCCGCGCUUGCUGCACAACUGGAACAGCUUAAACUAAGCGAGCAAAAGGCAGCGCGCAUGAAGGCCAAGCGAGUGCGCACUCAAAGCCAUUCCGAUUGGAGCACGACCAUAGCGCCGCGUUAUCAAUGCGAAGACGGCGAGUGCUCCGUACAAUCAUGCCUGAAUAAUUUCACCGGCGUUGAGUUGAUGACGGGCAACAAUAAGGUCGGUUGCGAAAAUUGCACCAAACGCAUUAACGGUAGCGAUCCGAAAGCCAAGACCAUCAAUACGAAUGCGACCAAACAGUUUCUAAUAUCUAGUCCGCCAGCUGUAUUAAUACUACAUUUGAAACGUUUCCAACUCGGGCCGCGUUGCAUAUUCCGCAAGCUAACACGCGCGGUCAGCUUCCCCAUGGUACUAGACAUAGCGCCCUUCUGCGGUUCUAAAGUAAAAAAUUUGCCAAAUAUCGAUCGCAAACAAAAGAAACUGUUAUACGCACUUUACGGUAUUGUCGAACACUCGGGCGGCAUGUACGGCGGCCAUUACACCGCCUAUGUAAAAGUGCGUCCGAAACUUUCGCGUGACGACAAACGCUGGAAAUUCUUGCCACAAGGCAGCAAAGCCGAACUCGAUCAAGACGACGAACAGCGCAAGAAACUCGAGGAGCUAUUGGCAAAAGAGAAAGCGCGCGAAUUGCGCAUGAAGGCCGCCAACGACAGCGAUGACUUCUCCAACAGCAGUGAAUGCUCAUCGACAACAACAAGCACUUCCGAUACAGACGAGCUGCCUGACAACCCAGCAGACAGUGGCGGCGCUUACGGCGGUGACGAUGAGGCGCGCGAUGUGCAAGUGCCCAUGGGCAAGUGGUAUUAUGUGUCCGAUUCACGCGUGCAAGAGGUCAACGAGGAGGCGGUGCUGCGUGCACAAGCUUAUUUGUUGUUCUACGAACGUAUUUAUUAAAAAUAUUCUACUGAAAUUAUGCAACUAAACAAAAGCGAUAAAAAUGAAGAAAAAUAGACAAGCAACGAUGUUGAUAGUCAUGCAUUACUCGUAGUAUGAUGACCAUAACCAUAAUAAGUGCGUUUUUGACAGACGCAAUGUACACCUCAAUUUAAGCGAAACAAACUAAAAGUAAAAACCAACAACAAAAAACAAAAACAAAAAACACUACAAUAAUUUAAUGAAGCUAUUAAAGCAGAAAUUUUGAAAUUAUAAACAUAGGCUAGAAAGUAGAAAGGCAAGCAAACAACAAAA
Bactrocera latifrons is the source of this 3490-nucleotide messenger RNA. It is a transcript of the gene Usp16-45, whose product is annotated as ubiquitin carboxyl-terminal hydrolase 45. NCBI's taxonomy places the organism in Eukaryota, Metazoa, Arthropoda, Insecta, Diptera, Tephritidae. The record is from RefSeq and is a predicted model, not a curated record. Gene Ontology annotation, cellular component: nucleus; cytosol. Gene Ontology annotation, molecular function: cysteine-type endopeptidase activity; zinc ion binding; cysteine-type deubiquitinase activity. Gene Ontology annotation, biological process: protein deubiquitination. The transcript is spliced from 7 exons. Bases 149 to 3196 code for a protein of 1015 amino acids.